Messenger RNA from Nanorana parkeri, 1144 nucleotides. It is a transcript of the gene LMAN2L, whose product is annotated as lectin, mannose binding 2 like. Lineage: Eukaryota; Metazoa; Chordata; Amphibia; Anura; Dicroglossidae. The record is from RefSeq and is a predicted model, not a curated record. Gene Ontology annotation, biological process: Golgi organization; endoplasmic reticulum to Golgi vesicle-mediated transport; endoplasmic reticulum organization. The transcript is spliced from 9 exons. Bases 61 to 1116 code for a protein of 351 amino acids. Gene Ontology annotation, molecular function: D-mannose binding. Gene Ontology annotation, cellular component: endoplasmic reticulum membrane; endoplasmic reticulum-Golgi intermediate compartment; COPII-coated ER to Golgi transport vesicle.
GUCGCUCCCGUGUCUGAUUGACCAAUCGGCGUCACGGCAGCUAGACUCGGGAGUAGUAAGAUGGCGGCUGUGGAGCAACAGAGUGUUCGGUCGAAGGGCAGGUGGAAGGCUCCGGGGUGGCUCCGCUGUGUGUGGUUGGUUGCGGUGCUGGUGAGCUCAGUGAGUACCGAUCAGACGGAGGAGUACCUGAAGAGGGAGCACUCACUGAGCAAACCUUACCAGGGCGUGGGCUCCUCUGCCUCAUCACUAUGGGAUCUAUCAGGCAAUGUGCUUGUUACUCCUCAGUAUGUACGCUUGACCCCGGACCAGCAGAGCAAACAAGGGGCCAUCUGGAACCGAUUGCCGUGUUAUUUGAGAGAUUGGGAGCUACAAGUCCACUUCAAAAUUCAUGGCCAGGGCAAGAAGAAUCUGAAUGGUGAUGGCUUCGCGAUCUGGUACACUAAGGAACGGAUGCAACAAGGUCCUGUGUUUGGGAGUAAAGAUAACUUCUUUGGCCUAGGUAUAUUUGUAGACACCUACCCAAACGAAGAGAAACAACAUGAAGUAAGUAAGAAAAGGUAUACUCCGGGGAAUCAGCGUGUGUUUCCCUAUGUUUCGGCAAUGGUGAGCAAUGGGUCACUGACAUACGAUCACAGCAGAGAUGGCCGUCCUACUGAACUCGGGGGUUGCACGGCCAUGGUGCGGAAUCUCAACCACGACACUUUCCUGGUCAUCCGCUACGUCAAGCGCAGACUCACGGUCAUGUUAGAUAUUGAUGGAAAACAAGAAUGGCGAGAUUGCUUGGACGUACCCGGCGUGCGUUUGCCCCGUGGAUAUUACUUUGGCUCUUCUGCAGUUACCGGGGAUCUUUCAGACAACCACGACGUCAUAUCUCUGAAAUUGUACCAGAUCACCGUGGAGCGUAGCCCUGCAGAGGAGAAGAUGGACAAAGAAGUUUUCAUCCCCAGCGUGGACAACAUGAAGCUGCCAGGAGUUGAUGAUUCCUCGGAGGGCAUGAGCGGUUUUGCCAUCUUCCUCAUCGUCUUUUUUUCUCUGCUCGGUCUGGUCUUCGCCGGUGUCAUCUUGCUCAUUGUGUACAGCAAGUGGCAGGAAAGAAGUCGGAAGCGUUUCUACUAAGCACAUGGCGCAGAACACUGCUAGGACC